CUUUAUUUUUUUUUUCUUCAAACUUGCCCAUCGCGCUUUCAGCUUUCUCCCUUUUUUCCCCGCCGCUUCUUCGUUAAACACAACAUGGAGAUCCCUGGUGAAGUGCUUCAGCAAUUGACUCCAGUGUUGACGAGUCUUCUCUCUACCGACAACACUCAGCGAUCGGCAGCUGAAACAGAGCUGAAUGAGAAGUGGGUGAAGCAGCAACCCGACCUGCUGAUUGUUGGACUUUCGCAUUUCGUCGCGCAGAACUCCGAGGUUCAGCUGCGCUCCCACAGCAGUGUGCUUUUGCGUCGUCUUGCGUUUAAGCCAUACACGACACCCACAGACCCCGAUGCCACGCUUUGGGACAUGGUCCAGGAAACAUCUCGAAGCAGCGUGAGAGAGCUUUUGCUGGCAUCUCUGGCCAACGAAACCGACCAAGGCACUCGCCACAAGGUUGCCGAUACAAUUGCUGAGGUUGCCAAGUCGGAUCUUGGCAAGAAUGUUGGAUGGGACGCAUUGCUUAAGGCUUUGUUCCAGUGCAGCCAGUCGCCAAAUGCUGCGCUCCGUGAGUCUGCUUUCCGUAUCUUUGCUUCUGUCCCCGAACUUAUCUCUGACCAGCACACCGACACCCUCAAGACCGUGUUCAUGGGCAGUUUGACGGAUGCCGAAAGUCAAGCGGUCCGUUUGGAAGCUAUGAAGGCUGCAGUAGCAUACAUUGUCAAGGCCGAGCCUGAAACCCAGAAGCAAAUGGGUGCCCUGAUGCCACAUAUGCUUGAGACUCUGGGCCCCGUGAUUACGAACCGCGACGAUCAGACGCUUGUCGACGGCCUUGUCGUAUUGAUCGAGUUGGCCGACAGCGCUCCUCGUCUGUAUAAACCCGUCCUUCCCAACCUGCUGACGGUCAUGGUGUCUAUUUCCAAGGACAAGACUUUUGAAGACCGUACUCGUCAAACUGCUUUGGAACUGCUGCUUACUCUGAGCGAAGCUUCGCCUGCCAUGGUUCGCAAGGUGCCCAACUUUGCUUCUGAAGUCAUCCCCGUCGCCAUGGAAAUGGUCACUGAUAUGGAAGACGACGAGAGCUGGUACACGACCGACGACUUGGAUGAGGACGAUAAUGAGGAGAACUAUGUGAUGGGUGAAAGCACGCUUGACCGAGUGGCACGCACGCUCGGUGGCAAGAUUGUUGUGCCCGUUGCCUUCCAGUAUAUCCCGCAGAUGCUCCAGUCGAGCGAAUGGCAGCAGCGCCGCGCUUCGUUGAUGGCCAUUUCGUCGAUCGGCGAAGGCUGCGUCAAGGUCAUGAAGCCCGAACUUGCUAAUAUCAUUCAGAUGAUCGUCCCUUACCUGAAGGACCCCCAUCCCCGUGUCCGCUAUGCCGCCUGUAACGCAAUUGGCCAGAUGUCGACCGAUUUCGCUGACUAUCUGCAAAAGAACUUCCACCAGCCCAUCAUUACUGCUAUCUUGCCUGUCAUGGAGGAUAGCAGCCAGCCUCGUGUCCAGGCCCAUGCUGCUGCUGCCAUGGUCAACUUUUGCGAGGAGGCCGACAAGACCACGCUUGACCCUUACCUUGAUGCCAUCUUUGAGCGUCUGCUGAUCUUGCUGAAGACCCACAAGACCUACGUCCAGGAGCAGGCCAUCACCACCAUUGCCACUGUCGCCGACUGCGCCGAAGACAAAUUCGUCAAGUACCACAGCGUCAUUGUCCCCUUGUUGUUGGAUAUCCUUCGCCAGGCUACCGACAAGCAGUACCGUUUGUUGCGUGGCCGCGCCAUCGAAUGCGCUUCGCUUAUUGGUCUGGCUAUUGGUAAGGAAGGUUUUGCGCCAUACACUCAAGGCUUCAUCCACAUUCUUGCGGAAAUCCAACAAUCUGUCACGGAGCCCGAUGAUAUUCAGACCACCUACUUGCUUGCUGCCUGGGCUCGCAUGUGCAAGAUGAUGGGCCAGGACUUUUUGCAGUACCUUCCCAACAUCAUGCCGCCGCUUUUGCAAUCUGCCCGCGUCACUCCUGAGUUUACGUUUGUCGAUCCCGAGGAAGAGGAUGUCGAAGCCAACUACCCCUCCGAGGACGGCUGGGACUUUGUUGCCAUCAACGGCCAGCACAUUGGCAUCAAGACUUCCGUGCUGGAGGAGAAGCACACGGCCAUCGAAAUGCUGGUUAGCUACGCACGCGACUUGGGCGCCGGUUUCUUGCCCUACGUUACCCAGGUGCUCGAGAUUGCUUUGCCCUUGCUCAAGUUCUAUUUCCACGACGGUGUCCGACACGCCGCUGCUGCCCUGCUUCCCUUGUUGUUGCGUGAUGCCAAGGAAGCCAAUGUGCCCGGCAACGAGCUCGCCAGCAUGUGGCACACUGUCUUUGAAAAGAUCGCCAAGGUCUUUGCCACUGAAGACGAUGUCUCGUUCCUGGCUCAGCUGUACGCUACCUUUUACGAAUGCGUUGAAGUUUUGGGUCAAAACUGCAUGCAGCCCGAGCAGCUCGAGCUUUUCACCAAGGCUUGCGAGGAGCACAUAAAGAUGUUCUUGGAACGAUUGACCGCUCGCGAGUCCGAGAAGCAAGCUGGCGAGUAUGAUCCUGAGGAUGAAGAGCAGUUGAUGGACGAGGAAGUUACCGAAGAAGACGCAUUGAGCGAGCUCUCGCACGCUAUCCAGGUCGUUCUCAAGACGCACGGCGCUGCUACCUUUGGACCUUACUUUGAGCGAUUAUUACCCUUGAUCGUGCCCUUCCUGAACCACCCCAGCUCGACCGCACGCCAAUGGGCCAUUUGUGUGUUUGACGAUCUUGUCGAAUACACCGGCCCCGCUUCGUACAACUAUGCCAACCAGUUCUUGCAGACCAUGGUCAACUCAUUGCAGGAUCCGGCUGCCGAAGUGCGUCAAGCUGCUGCCUAUGGCUUGGGUGUCUGCGGUCAGUUCGGUGGUCCACAAUACGCCGACGUGUGUGCUGCUGCUUUGGAGCCUUUGUUCCACAUCAUCAAAGCUCCCAACAGCCGUGAAGAGACGGUGGUCUUUGCCACCGAAAACGCAAUCUCCGCCGUUGCCAAGAUCUGCAAAUUCAACAGCUCCAGGUUCCCACUAGAUACCGUGCUUGGUCCAUGGUUCGAAGCGUUGCCCAUCGUCAACGACGACCAGGAGGCCGCCUUUGUCUACAGCUAUCUGUUGGAACUGCUCGAGGCUAACCAUCCUAGCGUGCUAGGCCCCAACAACGCCAACAUCCCCAAACUGGUCAAGAUCUUCACCGAGGUACUGGCAGCAGACAUCUUGCAGCCUGAGCUGACACAGCAGGUGGUAAACAACCUGAAGGUCGUCCUGAACGGUGUUGAUGAUGCUACGCGGACACAGCUGUGGAAUGCAAUUGCACCCGAAGCGCGGGCAGUGUUGCAAGAAAAGGGAUACGUUUAGAUAGCCGUCGUUCCUUCUCUCUUCUCUUCCUUUCAGAAUCUCUUAAUCAAAAUUAAUACUUUAAUCGCUUCCCCCUCUUGUAUUUUUUUCUUCCUCUCCCAUUACCACCUUGACCCACACUCUCCCUUGUCUUUCUGCCAAAGGUCUCUCUCUCCCUAACUUGAUUACACACAAGGCCCCUUCCCAACCUUCUGCCUCUCUUCUCUAAACACACACACACACACA
Molecule: messenger RNA, 3603 nt
Organism: Zychaea mexicana
Lineage: Eukaryota; Fungi; Mucoromycota; Mucoromycetes; Mucorales; Lichtheimiaceae
Exons: 6
Coding region: 85-3378 (1097 amino acids)
Biological process (GO): protein import into nucleus
Cellular component (GO): cytoplasm; nucleus
Molecular function (GO): small GTPase binding; nuclear import signal receptor activity
Source: RefSeq, a predicted model, not a curated record